This is a messenger RNA of Aspergillus mulundensis, 3795 nucleotides long. RefSeq lists its product as uncharacterized. The transcript has 2 exons. Lineage: Eukaryota; Fungi; Ascomycota; Eurotiomycetes; Eurotiales; Aspergillaceae. The record is from RefSeq and is a predicted model, not a curated record. The coding region runs from base 1 to 3795 and encodes 1264 amino acids.
AUGGCCAAGUCAGGCAAGAAGAACAAGAAAGCUGUUAAAAAGGGCAAGGCCCAGGAGGAUGCUCCGGCUCCUCAAUCUGAAGUGCCUGCUACCGAGCCUGAGCAGCAACAGGUAGCCACAGAUACACCUCUACCUGAAGAGGCAUCUGAGCUACCGGUCGCUCCUACAACAGAAGAGGCGCCUGUCGCUACGCCAGAGGUUGCGACAGAGGUUAUCCCAGAGACUGUUCCGGAAGUUGCGCCAGAAGUUGCGCCAGAAGUUGCGCCAGAAGUUGCGCCAGAAUCUGUGCCAGAGCCUGAACCAGUAUUCGAGUCUGCGCCAGAGAAAGAACCAGACCCCGAACAAGCACAGCCUGUCGAGCAAGUCCAGCCUCCCUUUGAUUUUGACAUCUCAUCCCAAACACCUCUUGAAGACGAUGGCUUCACUCAAAUAAGCAAACCUGAACUUCCGACGAAUCAAUUUCCCGGUAUGCUCGAUACCCAGUUUGGGCUCAUACAGGAACCUAGCCACGAGGAACUGGGCGCAUGGGAGCAACUAGACACCGCUACAGCGAAGAACGACCACGACGAUACACUGAUUCAACAGAGCAGCUCUGUGGAACCAUCAGAACAAACGCCAGUUACUGCACCGCAAUCGCCUACAUUUACAUUCGCGCCAGAGACUUCGACAACCCAACCUACUGAACCUUGGCCGACUUGGGAGGAAGACAACUUGACCAAGACUUCACCUGUUGCAGAGGAGGCUGCUAUCCCAAAGAACGGCACUGACACUCCUCACGCCUUCACAAACCCCUUUGGCGAUUUUACAUCAACCGAGCCAGCUCCUACUGUAGACCUCGCGUCAGCCCCUGAGACAGAACCCGAGCACCUCAAGGGAGCCGAGUCCGUCAAGGAUCUUGAGCCUAUCCAGGAACCGGAUUUAGUUCAAGAACCCGAGCCUGUUCAAGAAUCUGAACCUGUCAGAGAAGAAGAGCCGGCGCAAAAGCCCGAACCUGUUCCAAAGCCUGAACCGGUGACAGUACCUGAGGCUGCAGCUGAGCCUGAACCGGCUGCGACUGUCGAGCCCGUCAUGGGAGCUGAAAACACCAUGGAGCCGACACAGGAGGUCACUCCGCCUGCCUCGAAACCUCAGUCCCCUGCGCCGGAGACUGCGUCCCCGUCAUACAAAUCCGCUUCACCUAUGCAGCGCGCAAUAUCGCCUGCUGCAAUUAGCGUGGCCGACACCGCCGAUUCACCACAUGCUUUUCCGCCUCCGCCUGCUGCACCCACUCCACCUCCAGCAUCUCCCAAGAUUCAACAUGUUCCGCCCGUGAAAGACGCAGCGUUCCCGACUCCAAGAGCGGCACCCCCGACGCCACCCAGUGCCUCUCCUCAGUACCACCCGUCAUACCCCAUGGAUCAAUCUUAUUCUCCGCGGCAGAAGUCAGCACCAUCGUCGCAUACCACCCGCAAGCCCUCGUCUCCACUGCCCAAAGCCAGCAGCCCGCUGGCACAUGCGUACACAUCUCCGGUGAUGUCUCCACAUACCGCGUCCGCACCGCCAAUGCCUCCAUCGUUUCCUCCAUCGGUAUCCCACAGCUAUGCCACUGCGUAUCAGUCACCUGCUAUGAGUUCUGCUGGGUACUUCCCCCCUCAGUACGGCUACUACCAGCCAACGUCGCACCCACAUCAUACUCCCCGAGGUCCUAUGGCACCGCACAAUUCAUACCCAGGCAUGAGAGACUCAGGCUAUGGUAACGAACAUGAUCGUUCUGGUCGAGGAGGUCCAAUCAUAACUUCGGACCAGGAAGAUGCGCGAGAGCUCCUUGACAGGAUUCAGGAAGCCAUCCCGGACAUCAAUCGCCUUCUCGGAAGCUACAAGCAUACCAAGACCAAGCUACAGUCUCGGGAAGCAGAGUUUAAGCAAAUGGAAAGUCAGCACAAGCAAGCAUUGAUGCAUAAGGAGUUUUUCAUCGAAGCACUUCAGAACCAGCUGCGCAAAACUGCAAACGAAAGCGCCGAAGAGGCUACCAAGCUGAAGAAUAUGAUCAAUGAACUCCGGAUGGAACUUGGCAAUAUGGAGGAGAAGAGGAAGGAUAUGGAGGAAAAGCUUGCGGAAUCCGAAGCGUCCAUCGGUACCUUGGAAGGAAAGAAAGCCGAACUCGAAGAGCAGAUCAAGAAGUUGGACGAGAAAAUUGAGGAAGAGCGUGUGACACACAGCCAGGAGCUGGAGAAGCAGCGAGCCGAGAAAGAAGCGGAGAAGGAAGAAGCUCUCGCGACGCAGAAGCAAGAGCUGACCGAGCUUUUCGAGGAAAUCAAGGCUGAAGACGAGAAGGCAGCUGCAGAGGCCUUGGCGGCUCGUGAAAGCGAAUUGCUCGAGCAGCAAGAAGCGAUGAAGACCGAGUACGAACAGCAGAAACAGCAGAUGCAGGAAUCGCACGACAUCCUGCAGGCCGAAUUCGACGCAAAACUGACCGAGCUCGCAACUACCCAUGAUGAACUCGAGGACAAGCACAAGGAACUGGAAGACACUCGACAGGCACAUACUGAGCAAGUGGAAUCUCUCGAGAACAGCCACCAGGAGAAGGUGACCGAGAUGGAGCGCGCUUGGAACGAGGAGAAGACUGGCUUGGAGACUCAGUUUUCUGAGAAAACCGAGGAGCUCGCCAACAGCGAGCAAGAGAACAAGCGAUUGGAGGAGGAUCUUCUGUCCAAGGAGAAACAACUCCAGCUUUCGGUGGACAACAUGCGGCUUACUAUCAACAAUUUGGACAACGACUGCGACAGAUUGAGGAAGACUCUCCACAGUCUCGGAGAAGCCACUGAUCUCAAGAACACGAAAGGCGAUUCAUUUUUUCUGGACUGCUUCGAUCAACUCCAACGUCUCAUCGUGACGCUCUCUAAGGAACACUUUUCGUACUUGCCAAUUGAUCCUCCCCAAGAGGUCCUCUCCAAACUGCCGGCCGAGCUCCCCUCGUUCCUUGACAACACCCCGGCGUCUCGCGAACUCCGCUCCGCGUACGUCCAACACGUCGUCUCCAAAACACUUACAUACCGCAUCUUUCACCCCUUCCUCUUUACCCUCGGCCGCCGCUACGACAAGGCAGACAUCCUCUUCCAGAUGCUCUCCAUGGACAUCCGCCGCAAGUCCGUCCGCCGCGAGGCCUUCUGGCGCCAGCAAACCCUCAAAGCCGCCUACACCACCUCCGACGCAAAGGAGUCCAUCAACGUCGUGGCUGCCGUAAUCGUCGACGAAAUCAGCAACCAUCUCAAGCACUUCGCAGACCCCCGCCGCAUGGACGGCCUCCUCACAAGUAUCCGCAAGAUCGUCAAGCUCGCCGCCGAGACUUGGAGGCAUGCACGGGUCGAGCGCGAACUCAUCAUCGCCGCCCUUCCCGCUCCCGAAGACGGCAGUGUCCCCGGUGAAGACUGGGAGGAGUACGGCACCACCAAGGAGAAUGCCUCUGGCCGAUCCUCGCCCAAGUCAGCAGAUUUCGCGCGCCACGUUGUCCUGCGUCCCUUCCCUCGAAUCAUCCGCGAAGCAGCCCACGAGGACUUUGUCGGUGGCGAGGGCAAGGCGGACCCCUGCACUUACUCGCGCGGCUCGGUGCUCUACUCAGACUCGCCUACCAUCCUUGCACGCCUCCAGGAAUUGGCGGGCAAGUCCGCGGAUGGUCCAGCGGCUAGAGGCCCCUCGCCGCCGACGGGAAGACUCUCGCGGGCAUCGACCUAUUACGAACCCCCUUCGCCUCGGGUCCAGUAUUCGCAAGAUACACUAAUUGACGGUGCAACUGGGGCCAACUUUGGGACUGCGUAG